GCACUAUUGUUCUCCCUCUAACUUCACGACAUAAAGGAGAGGGAGAUCAGAAGCAUUAGGGUUUAAGCAUUUCUCCAAAUAGAGAGUAAAUUCUAAAUUGUUAGGGUUACGGUCAGGGUUGUGGUUUAAACAAGGAGGGAGAAAAUGGUCGCUGACAAGGGGAAGAAGAUGAAGGUAGCAGAGAGAGGGGAGGAGGAGGAGGAGGACAAUAACCAAAUCGAUGAAGCGCUCGUCCUCUCAAUCGAGAAGCUCCAGGAGGUUCAGGACGAUCUCGAAAAGAUCAAUGAAGAGGCAAGUGAUAAGGUCUUGGAAGUAGAGCAGAAGUAUAACGAGAUACGCAAGCCAGUCUAUGAUAAUCGGAAUGAGAUCAUAAAAAACAUUCCUGACUUUUGGUUAACUGCUUUUUUAAGUCAUCCUGUUCUUCAUACAGUUCUAAAUGAAGAGGAUCAAAAGAUAUUCAAAUAUAUAAGCUCCUUGGAGGUGGAGGACUUUAAAGAUGUUAAAUCUGGUUACUCCAUAACAUUUAACUUUCAACCCAAUCCAUAUUUUGAGGAAACAAAGCUUACGAAGACAUUCACAUUCCUUGAUGAAGGAACAACAGAAAUUACUGCUACACCGAUUAAGUGGAAACAGGGAAUGGGAAUGCCUAAUGGAGUGACACAUGAGAAGAAAGGGAACAAAAGACCUUUUAUUGAUGAAGGCUUCUUUGGCUGGUUUAGUAGUAGUGCCCAGAAAGAGUCAUUGGAGAAUUAUCAGGAUGAGAUUGCAGAAGUCAUAAAAGAAGAUUUAUGGCCCAAUCCACUCGCUUAUUUCAACACUGAUCCUGAUGAUGAGGAGUUUGAAGGGGAUGAAGCUGACGAGGAGGAUAAGGAUGGUGACGAUUCUGAAGAGGACGAUGAGCAAGAUGACGAAGAAGAUGAUGAUGCAGAUAAUUGAAUGCUCUUUUUAUGUCUGAUGUCAGAUUUCACCAUUUGGGUAACAGCUCAUGUGAAGUGGUUUUUGAGGGAUUUACGAGUAUCAACAGCUGCUAAGGAUAGUUACCAAUCUCAAUCUUAAUCUUUGAUUAUGGCUCCCUCUACUGUGUAGUUAUCUGACCGGCACCAUGUUCAGUCGGUGGUUUUCUGGCUCUCUUUUUUUCCCCUCCUAGUGAAAGGCCUUUCAUUCAUUUCUUGUGCGGUUCCCUUCCUGAACUUCAGAUUUCUAGAUGAUUUUGGUAUCAUGGACUUGUUAUAUUUGACAUGUCAUUUAGAUCCUUGAUCAAAGAAGAAGUAGACAUAUACCAUAUUAUGGUGUAAAAUUGUUUGGAUAAUUAUGCAUAUACUUGCAAACAAGUGACCUGUGCUGCUAUCAAUAUCAUCAUUUUAAGCGCAUCA
This is a messenger RNA of Manihot esculenta (cassava), 1373 nucleotides long. RefSeq names its product NAP1-related protein 2. The transcript has 10 exons. Gene Ontology annotation, biological process: nucleosome assembly. The record is from RefSeq and is a predicted model, not a curated record. The coding region runs from base 145 to 936 and encodes 263 amino acids. Gene Ontology annotation, cellular component: nucleus; chromatin. Lineage: Eukaryota; Viridiplantae; Streptophyta; Magnoliopsida; Malpighiales; Euphorbiaceae. Gene Ontology annotation, molecular function: histone binding; chromatin binding.